Messenger RNA from Culex quinquefasciatus (southern house mosquito), 3217 nucleotides. RefSeq lists its product as uncharacterized. Bases 1195 to 2493 code for a protein of 432 amino acids. NCBI's taxonomy places the organism in Eukaryota, Metazoa, Arthropoda, Insecta, Diptera, Culicidae. The record is from RefSeq and is a predicted model, not a curated record. The transcript is spliced from 8 exons.
GUUGUCUCAACGCCAUCGACCGGUUCGGAUUCCUUCGCCUCCUCCUCGUGUGUGGGGCUGCUCUGCGGACACACUUUUCGGCGGGACUUUUUUUCUUUCGAUUUUUUCUUCUGUAUUAUAAUCGCGUUCGUGUGUGUGCGUGCGUGUGUGUGUGUUCGCUUUUGCAGGGGGUCAUCCACCCCUUGGACGUCGGUUCCGUAGCCGGGGUCCCCGGAAUUGUUCCGGGAAAUUUCGAGGAACAUUCGAAACAAGAAUUGUUUGCUUAAAUUGACAAAAAAGAGUUAAUUUUCGUUCCAAGAAGGACAAAAACAAGGAUGUAACACACGGCCAAGGAUGCAGUUUCCGGAUGUUCUGCAGCGGAAGGUGGAGGUCGUCGUCGUCGUCGUAAUCGGCGUUGAUCUACUCUGACAAGAUGCCGAGAGAGAAGCGCUGAAGAAGAAUGGGAAUAAUUAGGUGAGAGCAAAAGUGUGUGUGUGUGUGUGCGUUGAAAGUGUGAUGAGCCGUUGAGGCAUUCUGAAGAGGGGAAAAUGCAAAAGUUUUUUUUUGGCUUGAUGAGAGAAAAAGUGCAAAAAAGUAAGCAGUAAGAAAAGUGAAUGUAAAUAUAACGACGAUUACCGAGUGACGACGAUGAUGAGAAGUGUAGUACGAAAGUGAUACGUCUAAUUUUAGUGAGCAAGUUGGCGAAAGAGGAAAAAGGAAGGAAAAGAAAGAGAGGAGAGAGAAAAGAGUGGGAAACAGAAGAGAAGAAAUUACGUGAUGAUUGUUGUGACUAGAGGUUGAGAGGAGUAAAUAAUAUCAAAGGAAAAAUAUGUACAAAUAGCAAAAAUGUCCUCGUGAGAUAGUGAAAACAUAAAUAUAACAACAAGAAAAAGCAAGCAAGAAGAAUCAAUGAAAGUGAUUUCCUAAUCCACGGGAUUUCUCUCACUCAAACGGUCGGAUGGUUUGGAAAAGUUGAAAAGAGUAAAAAAAGAGUGCGUGUAAAGAUCCGGAUAAGAAGUAGCGUUGGCUCCCGGAAGUGCCCGAGAGGAAAAGAGAGAGGAAGAGAGCGAGUAAACCACCCGUGCGAGUGAGAGAGAGAAUGCAAAUUGUUGCUGCCGGGGCCGCCACAGGAAGCAAGCAAGCAGCAAGCGGAAGAAGGAUUACCGUCCUUGGCGCCCACCGUCGCGGUCGACGUGUUCUUGCUGCUCCGGCAAGAUGAGUGACAAGCUGUCCGCGGCUGGUGGCCGGUACAACCGGAUCAGCCCGUCGUCGGGCCGCGGCUCCAUCAUCGCGUACUCGCCGCUGCCCAAGUCCGAGCAGGAUUGCCUCAUCCAGGGUCCGCCCGGGAACAACUGUCUGGCGAUUCCGCUGUCGGCGAUCCAAACCGACAACAACAACCUGCACGCGAAGCCGGUUCCGCCGGCGCCGCUCAACCUGACCGGGAAGGUGAACAACCCGCACGGAAUCUACGGCACGCACCAGGCGGUGGCGGUCGCGACGGACGGAAGCCAAGCGGCCCACAAACAUGCCGGUCAGAACAAUCACAAUAACAAUAACGGAAAGCGCUUUAUCAUUGUCAGCGACAUCAAGAAAACAGUGAGCUUCGGUGGUCAGCCCGGAAGUGGUGGCUUCGUCAGUUCCCGCAGCGAACCGAUCUCGCUGGCAACACUGGACAAGGACUGCUUCAUCAUCCCGGUGCACAGCCUGGACCGGUUUCUACCUGCCGGAAUUCCCCUUCCCACGCCGGAAACGACCGACGCCAGCCAGCAGGGCCCGCUCAGUGUGCUGGAGGUGUCCGAUCCGAAGAUCUGCAUCCUGGCCCACCUGAUGAGUCCGCUGGAGCCGAUCGAGCCGCUGCUGGAGUCGCCGCUGGCGCACCCCCUGUCCAAGCAGCGCGCGGUGGCGUCCGAGCUGCUGAACGAGGUGCAGCAGGGCAACAACGCCGUCGGGGGCAUGCUGCUGGCCAACAUGGAGCGGAGUUCCGCCGAGUUCCCCUUCAUCGCGUACUAUGUGAUAAACACCACCCAGACUGAUCCGGCCCUGUUCUACAGCGGGGUGCGCGGCGCCUCCCUGUCCAAGUUCGAGCCCAAAAACACCCGCUACACCGCCGCCCACACGCUGGACCUGUACAGCGAAGUGGCCUCGAUCUGCCGGCCUCCGCUAGCGCUCGCCCCCAACGAGGUGGGCAGCGUCAAAAAGGGCCAAACGCCCUCGACCGGGUACAUCAUCAGCGUGUACAAGGUUUACGAAGGUGACGACGGCGAGCGGUUCGAACGGAAUUGGCUGUACUGGACCGGUGCCAGGAUGAUUUACAGAUAUCUGCCCAAAACGGCCGGCCUGCGGCGGAUCACGCUGCACAAGAGUGUGUCCUCGCGCGGGGACAAGAUGUAUCUGCUGAUCUGCGAGUGCGCCGACCUGCUGAAGGACCUGUCCGCCGCGGCCCUGCUCAUUCCGGCCCUCCGAGCCCGCCUCUGCGGCUACACCGGCCUCUACCGGCCCAUCCAGACCUUCUAGAAGCAGAGCGCAGUCGUUGAUUUUUGUUUUUUUUUUUUUUCAAAAGCGAUUUUAAUUUCGACGAAUCUAAUUUCUUUUUGUAUGUUAGAAACACUAAGAGAAACACCUGUAGAAACACGCGGUUAGCAUUGGAAACCGGGCAUUCGACUUAUUUUUCACAGAUUUUCAAAACAUUUCUUUCCAACACACGGUUGUGCAAUUAAGCAGCGGUUAGAAUAGUUUUGAGAGACGGUAGCAGAUCGGACGCGGACUAGCGGUAAAAUAGUGGCGAAGCUAAAUUUGACUAAUUAGAGAGACUAGAAACGUAAGUGAAAUCGCAAAAACCAAACUCGUUAAUGGUACAUUUAUAUGCUUAAAACUUUUUAUCAAAACCGCGAGAGAAAAAAAAAGAGAAGCAGAGAAAAUAUAGUGAGCAAUAAGUUACCAGUAUUUAUAAAAGAAAAGAGAAUUUAAGCUAACAUAAAAAACUCUAGAUUCAACUGCCAGACGCGCAGAGACGGGGGCGUGAAACUCAUUUCUUCUCCAGUGACAAAAAACACACGAAAAAUGCAACAACAGCAAGAAAGAAAAAAAGAAGACAAAAUAUUAUCCACAUACAAACACAAAACAAGAAGGGAAAUUUAAAGAAAACAGAGGCACUCAUGGUUUCAUAUGAUUACAUAUAUACAAUCAUCGAACUAAACACAUUAUUUACACACUGAAACUGGAAGGAGAACCAGAAAAA